UUUUCAGACAAGAAACAAUGGCAGCUGCUGGUGAUCAUGGAAAAGUUACCACUAUCCUUAGUAUUGAUGGUGGAGGAGUGAGAGGCCUCAUCCCUGCCACCAUACUCGCCUUUCUCGAAUCUGAACUCAAGACACUGGAUGGAAAAGAUGCAAGGGUUGCCCACUACUUUGAUGUCGUUUCUGGGACGAGCACAGGAGGCCUUGUUACAGCUAUGCUUACCACACCAACUGGAGAAAACAGACCUUUGUUUGAAGCAAAUGAAAUCAAAACAUUUUAUUUUGAACAGGGUCCUCAUAUCUUCCCUCGCGAACCAACUAAAACAGCUGUAAUGCUUUUCCGCAUAUCCGGUUGGUUUGAAAAAAUAAAGAAAUGGGCGGAAUGGCUAGAAACACCGGUAGAAUACACCGUGACCUUUGUGAAAUGGGUUGAGAAAGCAUUGCGCCCCAAAUACAAUGGUACUGCCCUGCAUGACAUAAUCAAGAAGGUAAUGGGAAAAACACGGCUUCAUGAAACUAUAACCAAUGUCAUCAUUCCCUCUUAUGACAUCAAGUUUCUCCAACCAGUCAUCUUCUCCACCUUGAAGGCAAAACUCGAUCCAUCAAAGGAUGAUGUUCUGCUAGCAGAUGUCUGCAUUGCCACAUCAGCAGCACCAUCCUAUUUCCCUCCUUACUAUUUUGAGCAUAAACCAUCCAAUGGAGUCCCGAGAAAAUUUAACCUCAUCGACAGUGGUGUUGCAGCCAACAAUCCGACUUUGCGGGCAACCAUUGAGGCUGCUAGGGAGAUGUCUCAAAAUAAAAUUGUGGCACAUUGCUUGAAGAACAUUGAUAGCAGUAAGCUCCUUGUUCUGUCCCUCGGAACUGGAUCUGCAAGGAGGGAUGAAAAGCUUCAGGUUGCAGAUCAUAAUUCGUGGGGAAUCUUUCAAUGGUUUAUGGGCCAAGACCCAGACUAUACCACCCCUUUACUUGAUGUUUUGACAACCGCAACAGAAGACAUGGUUGACAUAUACAUGUCUGCUUUCUUCAAUGUCUCUGGCUACAGUGACAACUAUCUCCGGAUCCAGGAUGAUAGCUUGAAAUACAGCGAAGCUGCUUUGGAAAACUCACAUAGAGAAAAUCUUGAGCACCUUGAGAAGAUUAGGAAUCAACUCCUUGAAAACCCUGUUUCUGCAUUGAAACUGGAGACCGGCAGCUUGUAUGAACCGAUAGACAACACAUUCAAAUACAAAGACAGGUUUGCCAAAAAGCUGUCAGAUUAAAAAAAGGGUCGACUAGCUGGUCACUCUCGUUUAUAAAACUAUCGUCUGAGAAGAAUACUUUAAACCAUACAUACCAUGCAGUAGUGUUUUAAACGUUCUUGUGCCUAGUAUCUAUUAAAUAAGUUCAGCCAUAUAAGGACUUGUAGAAUAAAGCUGGUUUCCCAGUUCAGAGUGUUCUUCCAAGCCUGCUAAGUAGACUUUGUGUGCAGACUUUUGUUUCGAAACUUGUAAUGGGUGGUUUCUCUUCUCUUGUCUUCCAGAAAGUAUAAUAAAAUGAGGCUAUCUCAUAGCAGCUUUAAUUACUUCAAAUAUCCAUGGUAUCAUUAAAUUUGAAGAUAAAUGUGCAGAAACAAAGAGUGCUUGUACAAAUCAAGGAACUUCAUCAUCAAUGUGUAGUAACAUUCACCCUUCAUGUGCACAAAUUAGAAAGAUAACAUGUCUAGUUAAAUCAUAGAUCGUUUAAUCUGUGAAAGAAUAAAUCUGAAAAUUACAACAACAUG
This is a messenger RNA of Prunus avium (sweet cherry), 1756 nucleotides long. The record is from RefSeq and is a predicted model, not a curated record. Lineage: Eukaryota; Viridiplantae; Streptophyta; Magnoliopsida; Rosales; Rosaceae.